UGCAAGUUCAGAGAGGAGAAAUGUACGAGUGCAACUUUCGCAGCCAUCAGUUUUCCUAAAGAGACAGAGAAUCGAGCCUGGAUAAUCAGAUUAUUGAUUAUAGAAUAGGAAAAGAAAGAAAGAAAGAAAGAAAGACAGAAAGAAAGAAAGAAAGAAAGAAAGAAGCACACAACAAAAAAGAGGAUUCUGAGUUUGGGAUAAAAUAAAAAGAAUAAAUAUUUUAAAAAAAAAUUAAUAAUCAAGCUGGACUAUUAUCAACUUUGGGACUUGUUUUAGUUUUUUAAAAACUUGCAAGAGAGGAAAAAGAGAAGAGAUCUGAGAGAUCUGAGAGAGAAGCAGACACACAGGCCGGUCCUGAUGGCAGGCUCUCGGGGCUCAGCCAGCACUGGACACUGGCUUUAGGAGCCCACGAGACGUUCACUUCAACCAGAAACAUUUCACAGCUCGUGUGCCCAUGAGGUCGUCGACGCCGGUCCUGCUCUUCCUGAUCAGCGUCCAGGCUGCACUCAACACGGUGGGAAACGCCCACUCACAGGAACCAGCCAAUCAGAACGCAGGAACCCAGGACUCGACCCACGAUGACCUCAUCCCCACAGUUGACGCUAAACUGUUCAACAAGUGGCGUUACCUAUCACCUCGUGUGCUCUUCAGCGACGUAGUGCCCUCCGAUGGCCAUUUCGAGCCUCGAAGUCCGCGAACACGCCGGAGAGCGCGCGACUUCCAGAACCGUGGUGAAUAUUCGGCCUGCGAUAGCGAAAAUCACUGGGUGGGAAACAUGACACGUGCUACAGACUUAGCGGGAAACGAAGUGACGGUGCUGCCUGAUGUUCGCAUCAACAACGUGGUCAAGAAGCAGAUGUUUUACGAAACCACGUGCCGAGUCACAAACCGUGGCUCCACCCACCGUGGGAUGAAGGCAGGAACAACCGGGUGCCGUGGGAUCGAUAACAAGCGCUGGAACUCCUAUUGCACCAACACACACACGUAUGUCCGGGCGCUUACCUCUUUCAAGAAUCAGGUCACCUGGAGGUUCAUCCGAAUCAACGCCGCCUGUGUGUGCGUGGUCAGUCGAAAAUCGUGGAAGCACUGAUUCACAAGUCCUUUCCCCUGUUUCCUGAGUGAAUCAGUUGAUUGAAUUGUGGAAGUAGGGAUUCAUGAUCUGACUUGCUUGUUUCCUCGACACGUAAAUCAAGUGAAGCGGUUCGUGAUGAUACUAAUUCACGAUUCGGUUUGCUACUCAUUCAACAAUCAUUGAAUCAAAUUGACGUAGUAUUGGCUCGUUGAUGCAGACAACAAGUCAUUUGAAUGGUAGAAAUUCGCUUGUUUCGUUUGACAAGUCUGUCAAACGGACCGAAAUGUGGAAGUACUAAUUAAUCAUUCCAUUCAUUUCUUUUCUGAAGUGAAUCGACAAAUCAAAUUGCAAAUGCACCGAUUCAUGAUCCGAUUCACUAGAUGAAUCAAUGAAUCCAACAAAGUAACUAAGCAAAUCAAAUCGUCUCUGUGCUUCCAGAGAAAGCUAUUUCACCAACAUAUUUCUCUAGAAGUGCUGAUUUGUUUUGAUUGUUUGUCCAAACCACCACCCACCCAUCCACUCCUCAGACAAACGUCGUACUGCCAAUUCAGCAUACCAGACUCCUCCCCUCCUUUUUUUUUUCUCCAUCUACAACACCCUACCCCUGUCCUACCCUACCUCACACUGUAAAUUAUUGGUCUGUUAAGUUAUGAUGACUGCAUGACAUAUUUAUAUAGUUUAUACAGGCAAAAAUAUUAAAUAUGUAUGUGUAUAUACAGUAUACAUCCAGAAAACAAGCAUAUGUUGUGUCAUUGUUGUUGUUCAUGCUGUUAUUUAUUAAACACUUCAGUACUUC
Hemibagrus wyckioides is the source of this 1868-nucleotide messenger RNA. It is a transcript of the gene ngfa, whose product is annotated as nerve growth factor a (beta polypeptide). The record is from RefSeq and is a predicted model, not a curated record. NCBI's taxonomy places the organism in Eukaryota, Metazoa, Chordata, Actinopteri, Siluriformes, Bagridae. Gene Ontology annotation, molecular function: nerve growth factor receptor binding; growth factor activity. Bases 455 to 1090 code for a protein of 211 amino acids. The transcript is spliced from 3 exons. Gene Ontology annotation, biological process: positive regulation of collateral sprouting; nerve growth factor signaling pathway; memory.